AUGACUGAGCCUAGUACCCAGAGCCAGAGUCAGCCUCGGUCUCAAUCCUCGCGCGAUGGCUCCGUCAGUUCGACCAAUUCAGCUGCUGGAGGAGCAACAUCAGCAGGAGGAGCGGCUGGCUUCCUCUCCAAGAUCACUAGAUCUCCUUCGCGCAGACACAAACCUCUAGGAUCAAACAGUUCCCUCGACGCUACUCUCGCCGCGGCCGGCUCGACACCACCUCGUCCUCGUCCCCGUCCAGCCUACACUCGAACGGCCACUGCCCCUCCUGCGCCCGUCACCCUGAAUUCCGCCAGACCCGAUCUCAUAUCCCGGACCAACAGUGAUGUGACUAGCCACGCUACACCUGAGAACAAUAUGCUACCUCUUCCGGCUGGGAAUAUUGCUCCGAUCUACACGCCGUCAGGAGUCAACCGCGCGCCCUUACACAAAGUCUCCAGCAAUGUCAGCGUCGGUGAUGACACCCUAAAUGCGCACACCGUCAAAGGAAAAGACAACUCCUCUCGAGAGGUGGACGUGCCUUCGGCGUUGGCGCUCAAUGGACUUCUCAACUCGAAUGCGGCUGUUGCCAACCAAGCCAACAAUUUUGCGUCUUAUGCACAGAUACAAGAGAUGACACACAAGAGGAUAGCGACGCUGGAGUACCUGCGAAGAGCGCACGAGGGUCGGUCUUUUUGGUUCAACACGGUCCUGUUCCAUGAGAAUGAUAUUGCAAGGCUGCCUUCUUAUACACCCAACCGACUGUCGCGGAGAGCCGUCAAUUUUAUGCUGCUAGGAAUGUCACUACCCACAAUUCUAGACUUCCAUCCUCCUCAGCCACCAGCCGCUACCAAUGCUGCGAACAGCGCUGCGGUCGCGCAUGAUUACUUGAAGAAUUUGAAUACUCUUUUAACGGAAUUCGAAUCCUUUCAACAACUCCAUCCCCCGGAUGGCAGUUCGGCAAGUUCACUCAGUCGGGCACGAAUCCCUCAAAUGUUCAAACGGGCGACGACGACGUCCAGACCGCGAAAGUCAAGUGGCCCCGUUACCGAAAUUGGCCUUCCUAUGCUUCCGGCUACGUCGCCGCCCUCGACUGUGCCGGAGGGUGGGCAUCAUGGUUCACAACCCUCAAUCGACACUACGGCCAGUGGGACUACUCUUGCCUCGUCGGCGAGUACCCUGGUGAAUCCUUCUCCUUUGGCUCCCAUGCCAGCAGCAGUCAACUUCCCCAGUGCGUCGGCAUUUCCUCCUCCAGCACCAUUCGAUGCGCCGAAUUCAACUCUGUUACCUAAUGAAGGACCAUACACUCACCUUCAAACUCCGCCGCUUCCAUUUACGCCCGACUUCUUCACCGUGUUCGCGACCUUGUGUGACGCGCUGAUUGACACUUAUCAGCGGUUACUGCAGAUCCUGACAGGUCCGUCGGCUUGCACGAACAUGAUCAGUGACCUCUUUGCCAAAGUUGACGGGCGGAUCCGAAAAGUGAUUGUGUCAGCGAUCGUCCGGGAAUUUGAGCAGGCUUCCCGAGAGUCGGCUAAAAGAGAGAUGAUAGGGGUGCAGAAAGUGGUGUUGGGAGGGCUGAUGGCAUGA
This is a messenger RNA of Fonsecaea pedrosoi CBS 271.37, 1569 nucleotides long. RefSeq lists its product as uncharacterized. NCBI's taxonomy places the organism in Eukaryota, Fungi, Ascomycota, Eurotiomycetes, Chaetothyriales, Herpotrichiellaceae. The coding region runs from base 1 to 1569 and encodes 522 amino acids. The record is from RefSeq and is a predicted model, not a curated record. The transcript has a single exon.